Ambispora leptoticha is the source of this 960-nucleotide messenger RNA. Lineage: Eukaryota; Fungi; Glomeromycota; Glomeromycetes; Archaeosporales; Ambisporaceae. The record is from the annotation of a GenBank genome assembly.
AUGAAGUCAAAAUCUUUCUUCGCACCGGUUGCAAUUCUGGCACUCAUUGUUUUAAUUAAUGCAAAUCUUACAGUUUCGAUACCUCAAAACAAUCCAAUCACUCCAAUAUCCCCAGCACCGCCUGUCACAACACCUCCAGCUGGCACUCCGCCGCCUGUCACAACACCUCCAGUUGGCACUCAGCCGCCUGUCACAACACCUCCAGCUGUCAUUCCGCCACCUGUCACAACACCACCUGCUACUAAUAAUAAUACAUUCCCAUCUAUUCCACCAGUCACUGAUGUUACCGCAAUUCCUACCAUUAAUACGAACACCACGACGACAUCUAACAAUACAUUUUCACCAAAUAUUGUAAACGCUCACCCUGGUGAUGUUAUAUUAUGGAAUUGGAAAAAUGGAAAUCAUUCGCUUUUAGAGUCGACAAUGUCCGAUCUAUGUUCAAAAAAAGUUACAGGAAUUUCUGUUGGACCAUAUGGACCACCAUAUACAUAUUCAUAUACGGUACAAAAUAAAACACCAGUUCUGUUCUAUUGUGGUGCGAAAGAUCAUUGUCAAAGCGGCGAAAAAAUUCUUAUCAAUGGACCUGCUGGAUUUUCAUGGGAUGAUACGACAACGUAUACGACCAAAAUAGUAAUAUCCACCGCACCACCUUCUUCCAACUACUUAAGUUCCGCUGGAAUACAACAUCCUUCGGCUGGUCAAAGGAUGCUAUCAUUUGCUUUAGCUGCGCUUUUCUCUACUGUAGCUUGCACUAAGUGUCAAAAAACUACUUGGGCUGGAUGUGGACGUCAUAUUCAAGCCGCUCUUAAAGGUGUCGCUGAAGAAGAUCUUUGUCAUUGCAAAAAAACAAAUUCUUCUUCAAAGGUGGCUGCCACUAAAGAAGCACAAACGUCCAACAAUCAACAGGCUAAGCAAGAGUCGUCAUUCAACAGUCAGCCAACUGUCCAGUUGAAAAUUUGA